Molecule: messenger RNA, 843 nt
Organism: Dalotia coriaria
Lineage: Eukaryota; Metazoa; Arthropoda; Insecta; Coleoptera; Staphylinidae
Product: endocuticle structural glycoprotein ABD-4-like
Exons: 3
Coding region: 125-562 (145 amino acids)
Cellular component (GO): chitin-based extracellular matrix
Molecular function (GO): structural constituent of chitin-based larval cuticle
Source: RefSeq, a predicted model, not a curated record
UGCUUGGGAAGACGAAAUUCUGAGGUAGGGUUUGUUGCUGCUGCUGCAACAUAUAAAUAUCUGCGUUCCCCACUGGUGCAUCAUCAGUCUUUGCAGUGACUUGAACAAUUAACAAACAUCAAACAUGAAUACUUUGAUUGUAUUCGUUGCCGUUUUCGGCUGUGCUCUCGCCCAAUUCCGUCCUCAAGCUUCGGGAGGCGGUGGACCAGCACCUAAUGCCGCCAUCUUACGUCAAGAUUCAGAUAUUAACCCUGAUGGAUCUUACCAAUGGAGUUAUGAAACUGAUAAUGGAAUCUCAGCCCAAGAAAAUGGCAGCCCUAAAGUGCAAGGUCCUGAAGGUCCAGCUGUAGCCGCGCAAGGAUCAUUCCAAUACACCGCUCCUGAUGGUACACCCAUCAGCAUUCAAUACACUGCUGAUGAGAAUGGUUUCGUCCCACAAGGCGCUCAUUUACCAGUGGCUCCCGAAAUUCCACCAGCGAUUGCCCGUGCCCUUGAAUGGAUUGCCGCCCACCCAGACCCUGAAGCAGGUCGUGCUGCCCCAGCUGGUGGUAGACGAUUCUAAGUCAUCCCUUCAAUUCUAAUCUUCACUGGGUGAGACUUGAUGAGACGAUCCCUCGAGAUAUGUGUGAUGCCAGAAUGACGAAUAUUCAAUCACUUGGAAUACUCUUUGAAACACUUCCACCUUGAAAUCGAAAAUUAACGCGCUGCUAAUUAUUAUUUCCGCCAUUUUAUAGAAAAAACAUUGCAAGGUAAUUGCAAGUAAGCAUUGUAAAUAUUUUUUAAAUGUCAUUGUUUUAUUAUUUUAAUUCCUCUUUCUUAUUAAUAAAAAGUGAUAUCAAAGUA